Messenger RNA from Cutaneotrichosporon cavernicola, 1836 nucleotides. RefSeq lists its product as uncharacterized. NCBI's taxonomy places the organism in Eukaryota, Fungi, Basidiomycota, Tremellomycetes, Trichosporonales, Trichosporonaceae. The record is from RefSeq and is a predicted model, not a curated record. Bases 1 to 1836 code for a protein of 611 amino acids. The transcript has 2 exons.
AUGCCAUUCCGGUCAAGAAGGAAACUCGCAGUGGCAGCAGCACUGAUACCGCUGGCGAGCGCACAGUUGGCCAACACUUUCGUCUACGUCGGUGACGCCGGCGUCAGCGCACAACAGCUGUUCCUCGGCGCACCACAUAAGCUCUACUUUGUCGACAAGACGGAGAAUAACCCACUUAAGAUCAAAGGGCACCCGGCCUGGGCGUCCGAGGUCGAUACGCGCACAUGGACCGCUCGGCCGAUGGACAUUGCCACGAACGCGUUCUGUGCCGGUGGAACGGUGCUUGGCGAUGGCACAUGGCUCAACGUUGGUGGCAACCAGGCCGUCGUGGCUGGCGGAGUUGGCGCGAGUGACGGCCAGGGAGCAGCACCCGACGCUCAGAAGGGUGACAACAUGUACGGCAACGCAGACGGACGCAAGGCGGUGCGCACACUCUUGCCCACGGACGACGGGACGGCCGAGUGGAUAGACGACCCGGAUAACUACCUGCCGCAUGAGCGAUGGUACCCAACCCUCGAGACGCUCGAAGACGGGCGCGCGAUCAUCUUCGGCGGCUGCCAGAACGGCGGGUAUGUCAACGACGCCAACCAGGACAACCCGACAUACGAGUUCUUCCCCAAGGACAAUUCUGGCUUGACGACGCUUGGAAUCCUCCAACAAACCCUGCCAGUCAACUUGUACCCUCUCGUGUGGCUAUUGCCAUCGGGCAACAUCUUCAUCCAGAGCGGCUGGCAGGCCGUCGUAUUCGACUAUAAGAACAAGGCCGAAUACCCGCUCGCCAACAUCCCCGACGCUGUGCGCGUUUACCCCGCGAGCGCGGCCACCACAGUGCUCCCAAUGACACCCGCCAACAACUGGACCGCUUCCAUUCUCUUCUGCGGCGGCACCAACCUCCAGAACACUGACUGGGACCCAACAAACCGCAACAUUGUUCAGGUGCCAACCGAGCGAUCGUGUGUCAAAAUCCAGCCCGACGUCGACUCUACUUGGUACCAGGAGGACGCUCUUGACGAGGGCCGCUCCAUGGGCCAGUUCAUCAACUUGCCUGAUGGCCGUCUCUUCUUCGUCAAUGGCUGUGGGCAGGGCACAGCAGGCUACGGGAACCAGUCCUGGGCCAUCGGCCAGUCAUACGGCGACGUACCACGCCUCACGGCCUACUACUUUGACGCAUCCCAGGACCGUGGCAAGCGUUGGUCGACCGCCGGCUCUUCUACCACUGCCCGCAUGUACCACUCGUCUGCGGUCCUCCUCCCCGACGGCUCAGUUGUUGUGUCAGGCUCAAACCCCAACGCCGACUUUGUCUCUGCCGAAAACCCGCCCACGACCCCGAACAACAACUACAAGUACUUUAGCGAGACGUCGAUCGAGGUCUUCUACCCGGACUACUGGGACAAGCCGCGCCCGGCGCCCGCAAACAUGCCGAGUACUAUCACCUACGGCGGUGACAGCUUCGACAUCGAGCUCAGCAAGGCUGACCUGGCGGACACCACGGCCAACAUUGCCCGCACCAAGGCGGUCAUCAUCCGCACCGGUUUCUCUACCCACGCACUCAACAUGGGCCAGCGGCACGUCGAGCUCCAGGUCAGCUUCAGCACCAACGAGCUCGGCGGCGCGACUCUGCACGUGGCCCAGCUCCCGCCCAACCCGGCCAUCCUUGCGCCUGGCCCUGCCAUGUUCUUCGUCGUCGUCAACGGGGUCCCCUCCAACGCCUCGUGGGUCAUGAUCGGCGACGGCAAGGUCGGGCAGCAGAACAUUGGCGCGACGAGCCAGCUCCCAGUUCCGACAUGGAGCCAGGAAGUUGCGGACCAGGCGACGCAGCUCAAGAUCAAGUUUUAG